AUGGCAUCCAAUUAUCCCCUUCCGUCGUGUAGUCCUAUGUCCCGGACGCGCACCUCGCUUGACGAUGUGCAGUCUCUAGCAGAUACUAUGCUACACGCUUCACUUGGUAAAAGUUGUUCGAAAGGAGAUUCUGAUCUUCCUGACCGGGGUUUGUUAUUGACUUCAGCUACCACUUCGCGAACACGCGAGCGGCUUCGCUUAGUAGAGUUGGAGCGUGAUGAAAUGCGCCAUCUUAUCUCACACCUUAAGCACGAAGAUGCAUCGAGGCUAUCUACCACUGAAGCUGAGCUCCGCAUCCUCCAGCUUAAGUACGAUGUGACGAAGGCCGUCGCUCCACCACGUUCUGAGGGACUGUUUAAGGCAGCCUGCUCGACCGACUUGUUGUUUCUCAUGGACACCACUGGCUCUAUGCAUCCCUAUAUUGAAGCAGCUAAGGGCCAAGUCAAAAGCAUCAUUAAUGAAAUAAACAUGGCAUUCUUUAACGAAGCCUCUAUACGCAUAGCGAUCGUGGGGUACAAGGACCAUGGAGACUCGUGCAACAUUCAAUUUCUCGAUUUUACUCCUGAGACCAAUCAAGUGCUCUCAUUUCUCAACCAGCUACACGCUACAGGUGGCGCUGAUACACCAGAGGAUGUGCUCGGUGGUAUUCGGCAGAGUCUCAAUGCAAAGUGGAAACAUCCAACACGGUGUAUCAUACACAUUGCAGAUGCGCCGCCGCACGGCUGCACUUUACACGACCUAGGCAGCGGAAGUGACACAUACGCCAACCCUGGGAGCGAGCCGCACCACUUGACUCAUGAAACUCUACUCAGGCAGAUGAUUGAGCUAAACAUCAAUUACGCUCUAUUACGUAUUAACAAUACAACGGAUCGCAUGGCUUUUACAUUCUUCCAAGAGUAUGCUCUGGCCUCUUCGCACUGCAAACUUAACAAGUCCAACAGAUACUACAGCCAAGCAUGCAGCAAAUCUAUUGGGUCUGACAUUGACUUUCGUGGGGGGUUUAUUUCGAGACGGCGCACCCAAGCUAUGCUGCAAUUUGAAGAGUUGGAACUUGGCGCUAACUAUAGCGCGCUACAGCAUUUGGUUGUUAAGAAUAUCACAACUUCAGUUUCUCGUGUUGCAAGUGUAGCAGCUGCGUCUGCGGCGAGAACCGCCAUGACUCGGAACAGUAGGCCGUUGGGCCCACAGCUCUCAGCCGUCAGAGAGGAUGAGAGCGGCAUCGAAGAAGUGUUGGAGACCUCACCGCCGCAAUGGGAUACACCAGGCUGGUUGAAUGAGACGCUGCUGGUAGAAGCUUUCUCCACCGACGUUAUGGUAACCGGCACCAGCACAUUAAACGAAAUGAUGGCUCACGAUGACAACAUCAAAAUGAGUACGACGGAUCUAACCAUUCAUAAACGGGACCAACCGUUUGCCCAAGGAGCGACACGCGUGGCGGCUUACGCCCGCACGGCGGCCUCCACUAAUCACCUUGUGGUCAAAUCAUUGAAAAAAAAUGGAAAGGGGAUGGCGCACCUGGCCGACGAUAUGAGAUGCCAAGCCCUAUGUAAGGCAUUCGCGUUUGAAUUCAACGCAUUGGUGGGGGAAGAGCACUCGAUCGACUUCAUCGUUGUAACAUGCUUGAGACCCAAGUCAGGAACAGCCGCAGGCGUGAAAUACAUGUCUCUUGAGCCAUUGAUCGAAGGCACCUACGUCAAGUACAAUUCCAACGCUGGUUGGGUCAAUGAGGAUUACUCUGAUGACCCAUUAUACCAAGCCGCACAAACAUUCUCACACUUCACGUUCGAGCGCUCACGUGGACGCUUUUUAGUUAGUGACCUACAAGGCGUUGGCCACGUUCUUACAGAUCCAGCCAUCCAUACGCUUGAUCCUGAGCGAUUUAGGCUAAUCGAAACCAACCUCGGGGAGGCAGGCUUCAAGUUCUUCUUCAGUACACACCAGUGCAAUAACAUCUGUCACAAGCUAGGGCUAAAAAGUAAGGCUACGAUGAUUUUUUCGGGCAGAUAUGAGUUUAGAGACAAGUGGCCGGACAUGAGCAGGGUCGCCGAUAUGAUGGUGUGCUGCUCGAACAAACUGUGCAGUAAAAUUGUGCGUGUGGCAACAGCCAAGUUGUCGGAGGAAUUCCCCGGGUAUUGUUGGUGCGACAUAUGCUGGCCGCAGCUACGCUCGUCUAUGGUCCAAUUGGUUUGCAUUGCUUCUGAAGCACAUCAUAUAUUCGAUGUGUCCAAAUUCUUUUAUGAGUCGCAGGGGCAAAUCAUGCCCCGCGCAUGCCUGAAGCAUCGUACCAAGGACUCUGGGAUCUAA
Messenger RNA from Trichoderma gamsii, 2304 nucleotides. RefSeq lists its product as hypothetical. The coding region runs from base 1 to 2304 and encodes 767 amino acids. NCBI's taxonomy places the organism in Eukaryota, Fungi, Ascomycota, Sordariomycetes, Hypocreales, Hypocreaceae. Gene Ontology annotation, biological process: peptidyl-threonine phosphorylation. Gene Ontology annotation, molecular function: ATP binding; protein serine/threonine kinase activity. Gene Ontology annotation, cellular component: cytoplasm. The transcript has a single exon. The record is from RefSeq and is a predicted model, not a curated record.